AUGUUUUUCUGCUUCCUGCCAAGGAACACAGUGAGUAACCUGAUUUUCAUUCUACCUCCAAUCUAUGGUGCGAUUCAGACCUGUAAAGAUGGCCUUGAAAAACGAUAUUUAGCUGCAUAUUUGUGUCUUACAGCUGUGGGAUUGGGAUCUUGGUGCUUCCACAUGACCCUGAAGUAUGAGAUGCAGCUGUUGGAUGAACUGCCAAUGAUAUACAGUUGUUGUGUGUUUGUCUACUGCCUGUAUGAAUGUUUCAAGUACAAGAACACAGUCAAUUAUCCGCUGCUUUUCUUGUUAAUAACAUACAGCUUCGUAGUCAGCAUAAUUUACUUAAAUUUGAAAGAGCCUGUAUUCCAUCAGAUCAUGUAUGGAACGCUAGUUUCCAUUAUAGUUCUACGAUCUGUUUAUAUAGUAUUAUGGGUAUACCCAUGGCUUAGAGGUCUAGGCUAUACUUCUUUAACUGUAUUUUUAAUGGGAUUUUUUCUCUGGAAUGUGGACAACAUUUUCUGUGAUAAAUUGAGAGCACUACGAGAGAAGAUGCCUCCUGUUGUGGGAGCUGUGACACAGUUUCAUGCGUGGUGGCAUAUUCUCACAGGCUUGGGCUCUUACCUUCAUAUCCUGCUAAGUUUAUACACAAGGACACUUUUCCUGAAACACAGGCCGAAGGUGAAGUUUGUUUUUGGAAUAUGGCCUGUUCUUCUUGUGGAGCCGCCCAAGAAGCUUUGACUGAGACCUAGGCAGUCACGUGCGGUCACCUAGCCUGGCUGAAUAAAGCGAUUCAACAGUUACUAUGGCUGAAGUGUCAAAAUUAUGGAUCAAUCCAAGUACCAUUGCUAUAAAAGGACUUCUCUGUGUUACUAGGCCAGCCGGCCAGAACAGAGCGAAGAGUUGGCACACUAGGGAAAUAAUGUUUAGUACAGCUUUAUUCUAAGUUGUUAAAACAAAGAUUAAGACACAAUAUUUUUAUGUAUAUAUUGUAUAGCUGAUGAUACUGAGCUAAUAUUUCGUGCUGGUCACAGAAAACUAACCAUUUUUUUGAAGUGGAUUGCAUACGUUUUUCAUUCGGUUGUUGUUCUUUCUGUGGUUCAAACUAAUAUUAGUAACUGAAUGACAAACAUGGGCCGUUGAUGGCCAAGCUAAGCAUUUGUGUGGCCUAUAGUGAACUGAAUGCUUAACCUGAACUAUUUUAAUCUUGCACUUUUUUUACAAUUAAUGAAGUAUGUAAUGAUUGAUUUAGGGCUUUAUUCUAUCUUGCUUUUCCACAGCCUCCUUUGCAAUUUAUAUUUUAAGCAAAACGGUUGGGAUACCUGUGCCAUUUAGUUCAUUUUGUACAAAGCUUCCGUUUUCUCUCUAGUCCGACUGAGGUACAUCAUGGAGGAUGUUCCAGGGUGUGACCGGCAGAAGACACUUAAGAUGGUGAAGCAUUAUAGGGGUUCUUGUUUGCCUGUGGAAACUGAAUUCCUAAUUAGUUUGAGCAGUGAUCCAUCAGGAGGCUCCAGGGUGACUGUAUAAACACAAGAAACACUUUUUUUCAAUUUUUUUAUAAUUAUUAUUUACAUGCCUUCCUUUUCUAUCCCUACUUUUACUCCCCGUGUCCUAUUCAUACUACAGAUUGACAGACACCUUAGAUGUGUGCUAGUCCAGCUUUGAAUUCAUCUCUUUCCCGUAUUUUACAAGUCUUAAAUUUUGGUCUGACUUUCAGAAGCAUCUGCUUAUUCAGAAAUACUGAAGAAAGAGUAAAGAACAAGAUUGGUGUUGAGGACACCCCAAAAUAUAAUUGGCAGCACUUUGAUUGCUUGCUCUUAAUCUGUCCAUCACACGGUUACUCUGUGGAAAAUUGGCCACCUUUUUAAAACCAAACUUUGGGGAUUAAUAGGGGGGACAAACUCUGGUUUCUGCAAUUUUUACCUGCCCAACCGAUGAAAGUUAAUAAGUAAGCAUAAAGAAAACAUUGAACUAACACAGUUUUUCGAAAUAUACCUCAUAUUGGAGGCUGUGGUUUUGACUCUUCAGAUCUUGGGGCAGCUAAUGGAGUCUGUCUCUGGGCCUCCUGGCUGCCGUGCUAUGCAAUUUUUGUCUGCUUUUGAUGCUCUGAGGGAUUUGUCCUUCUCGCCAUGAAGGAGAAAAGGGAAAUGCUCAGACUGAUUGGAAAGCCCAUUCUGUAUUGAUUUAAAAUGUGCCCACAGCAGCAAGGCACCAUAACAUAGCUAUAAAGUUGUCUCCCAGAUCACAAAGUCCUGCCUAGUGUAAGCUUCCUUGCUCCGACUGCUGAAAAAGUUGGACUGAAAGCUGUAUUGUACAAUCAGCAUUGACUAAAAUGAGCUCCUCCCUUUAAUAUCUUUUUUUCUUUUUUUCCUGUUUGCAGCUUAGCUGCAUUCUCUGUGUCCAUCAGUAGCACUGCUACUGAUGUGAAUCUCCAAAUAAAAUCAUGGCUUUUGUUAUGUGACUGACCCUGGACUCUUGGGAUCAAAUAGACCCAAACUCAGGGCUAGAGAAAGAUAAUUAACCUUGAGUGAUGUCGGUGAGGUUUAAGCACGUGCUGAUGGCAGUGCAUUUCAACCUGUCCUCAGCAAACCCCUAUAAAGAUCCUCGAAUGAAAAUCUUAAAACAGAUUUGUUGUCAGUAGGCUCCAGCUCCACAGGCAAGGUCAGCCUCUGUGUUGGGAAAUUUUGAGUGAUCUUUGGACUGAAAGACAUUGGAAUAACUAGCGUAGAGGUAGGAACAUGCUGCCUUGGAUCAAGUGUCUUUAAUUAUCCAGAAGGUGUAGUUUUUGUAAAGAGAUUUGAGAACUGUCUUAAAAAUGUAGCUUAAAAAAUAAGUGCCUGCCUCUUCACCUCCAGGCUCGCUCAAGCACGCUUCUGUACACUGUAUCCAAUUUUCUCCUUAGUAUGUUUACAUGUUUUCCUAAGUUAAGGGAAGAGUCCCAUAACAGGAGCAGUGCAGCAUCCAGACCUAUCAACAGUCGCUUGGGACAUCUGCUAGGUAUGGUAUUAUUUUUAAGAAAACGAACAAAACCUUUGUUUUAGUGGCCUUAGGGUUUUUUUUUUUUUUUACUGAAGGAUCUGGGAGCUCUGUUUGGCUUCCCUGUAAUUGCAGGAACCAGAGUGUGCUGAAAAGCCACUUUCUGAUGGAUAAGGCAUCUAUACAAUGGCAAAUUUUAAAGAAAUUUGUCAAUUGUCCCACCUAUUUGCAACUAGGAAGUAUAUGUUUCUUUUCAGAUCUUGUGGAAUUAAAUUGCCAGGAUUUAAAAAAAAAAAAAAAGUUGGAAAAGCUCUUGUUUUAAUUUUAUGCUGCUGUUAACUUUUCGUUCAUAUAUCAUUUGUCACUGAUGGUUUUCAUCUUUAAAAAAAUUAUGUAGAUUGGCUUCUUCCUUCAUUCCAAACGACCAAAACCAUGCACACCUUUACCACCCUUCCAGCAGCCUUUGUUUCAGGUUAUGUUAAGACCCUGAAGAAUGUAAUUUUACCUGUAUUUCCUUCUCAGCAUAAAUAAUCUAAAAUUAUGGGUGCUUUGGUUUCACUGCCUUACUGAUCUUGCAAGUGAUACUGAAAGUGGCAAGCCAGUUUUAACUGCAGGCCACUGAAAUUCAGACUGCCUUUUCUAGUGCCUGGAAAGACAUACAUCUUACUCCUGUAAUGUACUGAAUGUCUGUUAAAUUGCUUUUUAUUUGUAUCACUUGUGUGACACGCUGAUAUUUUUUUUUCUACAAACCUUAGGACGGCAUAUCCCAAACUUUUCUUGCACUACAUCGUAUAAGGUGGGUCAUCUGUGAUCCUGUUUUUUAAAUAGGGUUCAGACAGCAGCUACUUUAAAGGGAAUUAGGGAAGUAGCAGGUGUUGUUUAACAUGAAUCCUACAGGAUGUGUUGGACGGCCUUGAUAGCAAUGAACUCUUUAUUCUUUAACAUCCAUGAAGAACCAGGAAAUCUGCCACCUUACGACCAUCAGCUCGGCACAGAUCAGCAGCAAGUAGUUCUGCAGACCGUGAGCUGACAAAUUCUUCCUUGGAAAUAAAAGAAAAACCUCAAAAUUACACUCCCAGUACAGAUCAAUACCACACUGCAUGCCAGGAAUCGCGAUUUUCUGGAUUCAGCUCAAGACGUGCGUUACCCCGAGCUGAAGAUAAGACACAAUAAACAGAAAUCUGCCAUCAGGAUGAAUCCCAUCCAUGUUUUGAAGGCAGCGUUGUUAGCUUAGCAAUAUUAGUCAUCGCCGGACUUCAUUUUAAUGCUUUUUCUUUUAGCCCAAGGAAGAUGUGUUACCCACAAGUGUUCAGAAGACCGCCCCAUAGUCAGAAUUGGAAUACGCAGUCUGUCGCUUGCCGAUCUACCUCUGUCAUGUAUUGUACCAUACCUGUGCCCUUAAUUAUUGUAUCUGCCUGACCGUGCAGACGUUAGAGCCGCCUGACUUCGACCGCACGGCCCCUGAGGUCGGCAGCAGUGUUGUAUUGAUCCGCGGCUGACUCAGUUCGCUCGCCGUAAACACCCUGACGUGCUCGGUGUCUGGCGCUUCUGGGUGGCGCUCAGUCUGCCGGUCAUCUGCGUGCAGAAGGCUGGCUGCUUUAGAAAGAGAUCUGAGUCGGAGGACUGUGAUUGAGACAGGUGAAGUGAAACCUUUUUGGCAGUUAAGUUACACAUAAAGUGAAGAUGCAAAGAGUAUAACUCGUUUUACGUGAUUUUGGAAGAGAUGUGAUGGAAAAUACCGCUUUAUAAUUAGCUUUAAUUCUCUUUUAAUCUGAUAUUGUGCUGUCUUCUUUGGCUGAAAGGAAAUUGUAUGAUUUGGAAUGCGGUUGAUUUCUUUUGGCUGUAGCACGUUUGCUUCCAACACCUGGUUUUGAGCAGCUGAAUGAGUUUUUCAGCUCACUCCUCCCUGUGAAACCCUCAGCAACAGAAAAUCCUCCCGGUAUCUCAAGUGUUUCUCACAGUCACUACCACCUUGUUGAGUCUGCAUUCGAGAAUUUCGGUAAUGCCGUUUUGGUUUUUUUAAACCGGUUUCUCCCUGUGGAUAUAUUUUUGGCAUUCGGUAGCAGGUGGUGAAAUGAUUCAAUAGAACACUUCUCAGUGGAAGACGAGCUCUAACGAAGCUGUUUCCUUCAGUAGACCUCAGACUCCAGGAACACACCUUAAUUUUGGCAGAACCUGUGCCCCGUAAUUUAAAUUAAGCUAUUCAGGUAAAACUCUUUACUUUAAAGAAACCCCAUCUGCACUUUAUAAGAAGGCGGUGGGAGGCUUUAACUGCCAAGUACUGUUUUAACUGUGAGACUUUAAUAUGAAGAGGGAUAAAUAUUGGAGUCUUUAUUGCCCAUACGAAGCGAAAGCCAGAAGGAGAUUAAGAAAUUUUACAUAGAAAGAGAAUAAAAAAAGAUUAAGCACAGAAUCCCAUAGUACUAUGUCAACCACCCUCCUGAUAACUGCACUUUAGAUACUUGUGUAACAAGCUUGAAUGUUUUGCUAUUUAUACAUUUUAACUUCCCGUGCUGACUCUUCACUCUUUGCCAUAGAAGUGACGCAGACUCUGUUACAUUCGGGUGGUUGUAGAUUAUUCAGCUGGUUUUUUUUUUUUUGUGAGGAUGGAACGUGACACGGAUUGUUCCGUACGUGAAUGAAUACAUUUCUUCUCCAUCUGGAAUGUCCUCUGCCAGCUUUGUUUGAGAGUCCGUAACAUAACUACAGAGAACAUACUGUAUAAUUAUUAGGAUUGGGUUUGGGUUUCUUUUGUUCGGAUUCUUGCUCGUGACUGCCUCCGGCUGCCAAGUGCCUGAUCAUUUUAUCACAAGUCUUUUCUGAGAGCUGAGGCUGGGUUUUCUCCUGGGGUCCAUAAGGUAAGGUCCUUGGUAGGUGGGAGUUCAGUUUGGUUUUUGUUAAAAAAUCCUCCUCCCGUGGGAGUCGCAGCCCUCUUUUCAGUCGCUUUCCCGAAACGUAGUUACCCAGUACGUGGCUGCCUCUGCUUGGCUCAGACUUGAGCCUGACUACCCCACGUCCCUGAUGCCGUUGCAUCUCUUCAGAUUUUUGAAAGCUGGUUUGGGGGGUUUAGCCCCACCACGGGUGUUUAUUUUAGCCUGAGCAGUUCAGUGGCCGGCAGCACCAGGGUGCAGCAGCCAAGCAAGCACUUUAUGCAGAGCCCCGUUACUGGAGCUCCCAGCCAGAUACUCCAAACAAGACUGGGGAUAUGGGGCUUCACCUGUACAAUUUUGGGGGGCAGGGUUGAUGCCUGAACCUCUUACUUUACUUCAAAACUCUCCUUUUUAACUUUCUGAAAGUGUUUAGAUUUGAUUAAGCACAUAAUGGCAGACUUAAGAAGAACCAAGCUCAGAAUCCAGCUGAUGCAAGACCCUAAACCAGUGCCUGCCAAUUUUUUUUUGGUUUUGCACACAUUUCACACAAGUUGAAUCUGCCUGACGGUCAGAGCAGAUCGUUGAGAUUUUACAAAUGCGACGGGAAAGGGUCUUUUGAUUAUUUGCCCUUCGUCACCAAAACACACGAAUAGCUGUAAGCACAAUCCCAGAUUCUUCUUUCCUCAAAACCAUGGAACGUAUGUAGUUCCUCCAAAGCCAAUGUCGAAUGGAGAUUGGCUUUCACACAUGCUCAUAGCAAAUCACGUACCAAAGUGUUUUCUAAAUUAAAGCCUUGGUCAGUCGCUGCAGGAGAAUUUUGGUUGCGUAUGCUAUCGCUCCCGGGAUUUUGGAAGAGAGGGUUGCAAGCGACGCGAACAGUAGUUACUCAUGAGACUGAACAGGAACUGAUUUUUUUUCUCUUGAUCUUCCAAACUGAUGCUGACUAUUUGACGUUGGCUGUUGAGCUCGGCUUAAUGCACUGAUGAUGUUUACUGUCUUAGCAAAUAACAUUCUGUCCACCUGCAAUGGACGUGAAAUACCCUGCGCAUUACGUGACCAAACUUUCUAACGUUUACACUAUUAGUUCUAACAUCAUGGGUUGUUUUUUUUUUUUUUUCCUGAUACUCGGUAUAUUGUUGCAGACGGAUAACUACACUGUGACAGACGAAUAGCAGUUGGCCUGUAAAACACAGCUGCAUCGAGCAAUGUUUAUUGCCAAUUUUGAUACACUGAACUGAUUCUUCGUACCAAACCAGCCGGUAACUAACGUUAGGCUUACACAUAUCAGCAUAACUUGUUUUGCAAAGCGCGGUAGCGUUGAAAUAUUUAAUGUAUUUCAUUUGUUAUCCAU
Molecule: messenger RNA, 7179 nt
Organism: Egretta garzetta (little egret)
Lineage: Eukaryota; Metazoa; Chordata; Aves; Pelecaniformes; Ardeidae
Gene: ACER3
Product: alkaline ceramidase 3
Exons: 11
Coding region: 1-723 (240 amino acids)
Biological process (GO): ceramide metabolic process; phytosphingosine biosynthetic process
Cellular component (GO): endoplasmic reticulum membrane
Source: RefSeq, a predicted model, not a curated record